AUGGACCACGAUGCCCCUCACGCCAUGGCUGGCCAUGAAGGCCAUGAAGGCCAUAUGAUGCCAGGCCAUGAAGGCCAUACGAUGCCGGGACAUGAUGCGGAAGCGGCGGCGUGCAGCAUGGCUAUGGUGUGGAAUACAGAGACUAAAGGCAUGUGUAUUGUUCACCAAGCAUGGCAUGUACAAACGGAACAAGGCUUUGCCAUAUCGCUCGUGCUUAUUUUUGCGCUGGGUGUGGGAUAUGAGUUCCUGAAACUUCUGGGCCGCCAGUUGGAGGUAGCUAUAUUGCAUGCGGAGACGGCCCAUGGGCUACGAUCGCGACGUGAUCUGGAUGAAGCGACGCUGAUUCGCUCCCGCCCUUCGACACGGCGUGUGAUGCCUCUGAACACGGAGGAUCUGCUCGAUUUGGAUGUGACGAAACGACCUCCUAUUUUAUCGUAUAUACCCAGCUCGCUGCAUACGCCACAAGGUCUGCGUGGUGUGUCCUCCGUGAUCUACGGCAUCCAAGUCGCCUUGUCAUGCUUCCUCAUGCUGGUGAUGAUGACGUACAAUGCAUGGUUGAUAGGUGCCAUCGUUGUUGGUGCCAUGGUGGGAUCUUGUGGGUACGUCUAUACGCAGUGCAGUGUGUCAUUGAAUGUCUGA
This is a messenger RNA of Malassezia pachydermatis, 639 nucleotides long. Its product is annotated as ctr copper transporter. The transcript is spliced from 2 exons. Lineage: Eukaryota; Fungi; Basidiomycota; Malasseziomycetes; Malasseziales; Malasseziaceae. Gene Ontology annotation, molecular function: copper ion transmembrane transporter activity. The record is from RefSeq and is a predicted model, not a curated record. Bases 1 to 639 code for a protein of 212 amino acids. Gene Ontology annotation, biological process: copper ion transmembrane transport. Gene Ontology annotation, cellular component: membrane.